Messenger RNA from Colletotrichum orchidophilum, 2430 nucleotides. Its product is annotated as peptidase family M20/M25/M40 protein. The transcript has a single exon. The record is from RefSeq and is a predicted model, not a curated record. NCBI's taxonomy places the organism in Eukaryota, Fungi, Ascomycota, Sordariomycetes, Glomerellales, Glomerellaceae. The coding region runs from base 1 to 2430 and encodes 809 amino acids.
AUGGCCGAUGUCGAGCCAAGCAGCCCCAGUGCUGCCAACUUUGCGGAAACGCUGCAGUACCGCGCGACACAGUCCCGCAGAGCACGACCGCCCGCCGUUGAACCCGCCACCGCAGAUUCGUCGAACCGCGUUCCUUUGCGCUCAGAAAACAGGCUUAGCAGACGUGAUUCAAGACUGGGACUAAGGAGCAUCUUUGGCAGGGCAAAGGCUGCCCGUGAAAUCGACCCCUCGGCCUCGUAUUUCGACACGGGCAGACCCAACAGCAUCCGCGCCUCGCUGGCGGAAAUCAGCAACUGGCCGUACAUGCGGUCCGAACUCGCCAUACCUGGCGCCAGCUCAUCACGACCGACGUCCGUCGCCAACAACAACGUGCCUUUCAACGACGCCUCCCUCCAGGGACGGCCCAGCACCACCGAAAGAACCAAGCCACAACACGCCCCCGCGAAAUCAUCUCGCGGCAACCUCGCGACCUGGGACCCUCCACCACUGUUCCAGGCAUACCCCCAAGCCAUCAAACACGCCCAGCUGCCCACGGCCACGACGUCCGCCGAUGUCAUCCUCCGCCUCACCGACCGCAAGGGCAGCGUCAGCAUCCGAGAGGACCUGACGCACCUCGCCCUUACCCCGGAGCUUGCUGAUGAGCAGCUCGCCGACAGGGCCGUCGAGAGGGCGCGGAAGAAGCACCUGCGAACGCUUUCCACGGUGAGGCUUGAGUGGACAUCCAAGAUUUACGUCCUCUGCACAUCCGGGUACCUGUUGCAGUACAAUGGCGACGGAAACUUUGAUCGACUCCCGGAGAAGGUGCUGCACCUCAGCAAAGACUCGGCCGCGUUCGUCAGCGACGCGAUUCCCGGCAAGCACUGGGUUCUCCAAGUGUCUUCGGCCAUGGAGUCCAACGGUGUUUCUUCGACGGACUCGCGAGGAUUGCUGUCCCGGCUGCCUUUCCGCGCCGCCGACAAGCGACACGCCGCCAACUUCCUCAUGGUAUUCGACAGCGCUGAGGAGAUGGAGUCCUGGAUCGCAAUUUUGCGCCGGGAAAUCGAGUCGCUCGGCGGGAAGAAGACCCUCUCGGAGACGGGCAGGCCCAAGGCGGAUCCCAAGAUUGUACAGCUUCGUGGGCAGCCAAGUCAGAGGACCCUGGUUGUACGCGACCCGGAUAGAUUCUCGCGAGCGCUUCCCCCAGACUUUUCUCUGCAGUUGGAGCAGGCCAGACUGCACCAGGACGACCGCCGCCAGUCCGUCGUGGAUGCCGACGUGACGCGCGACCCCUCCAUCGACGACAUCUCCACGACCAACAGUAUUAUUUCUCACGAUGGCCGGCAGCUCGAGAGCCUGCGUGACAGCACCAACCGGCUGUCGUACAUCUCGUCCGGCCAACGUACCUUUCUCACGUCGGCCGGCUCGUCACCCGCAUGCUCCCCCGUGCGUGACAGCUUUGCCAGCAGCCACCUCGACGAGCUUCCUCCUGCAGAGCAAGACGUGCCCGCCGCCAGACCCAGGCCCAACGCCGCGGCCAUCCUCGAUCGCAGACAGUCCCUGCAGACGUCGGGCUACCUGGAAUUGCGCGGGUCCCCCAUGUCGCGACCCCAGUCGACGUUUACCGAGGCCGACUUUGCGCAUGUGGCCGCAAACUUUAGCGUUCCUAUGAGCAGGCGCUACAGCGCUGUCAAGAGCCCUCCGUCGAGCCCCGAGCAGACGAGGAGCAAUCGCGACUCCAUCUCCAGGAUCGCCCGCAAGCCCCCACCAACGGCACUCGCCAUGGCUCGCCCGCUGUCGAUCGUGGCGGAUCAGCCGUCACCGGCGUCUCCGGCGCAGGGCCUAGAAAUCUCGCAGGUGUGCGAAGAAGAGCGGGAGCGUCCGAAUCCGAACCGUGAUAGCUUGUCAGGGUUCCCUCCCCGGCAAACAAGCUUUUGUCCAAAGGAGCGAGCCGUCACGGUCACCUUCCGCACCAGCCCACGGAAGUACGCCAGCUCGCCGUCUCUGAACCAGCUGGAAGGGUCGCCUUCGUCGCCGGGACUCCGGACUUUUAUACUCCCCUCAAAGACGCCAUCCCCGGCCUCGUCAAGCGGAGCAUCUCACACGUCUCCUCGCCCCCAGUCGUCGUUUCUGCUUCAGUCUCCUGCUCAGCGAGCCACCCAGAGACUCAGCGCCUUCUCCGUCAUGAGCUAUUCGCCCCGCAGCGAAGAUGCAGCCACUGGGCUUCCCAGGCUCCCCGAGUCGGCUUCCGUGUCACCAAAAACCGUGCCCCGAUCAUCGCCCCGGGCGCCGACAACGCCUCCCACACCGUCGAGCAAGCAGCUUCGAGCGGACCACUCCAGAGUCGUCUUGGGCCGACGCAGCAUGCCUCAGCUCGUCGAAGGACCUCCGCCGGCACCGCCGCCAAGCUGCGCGCUGCCGCCUAUUCCCCGGAAGGCACGCUCCAAAGCGUAG